Cucurbita moschata (crookneck pumpkin) is the source of this 1847-nucleotide messenger RNA. Its product is annotated as small GTPase LIP1-like. Gene Ontology annotation, biological process: intracellular protein transport. The transcript is spliced from 7 exons. The record is from RefSeq and is a predicted model, not a curated record. Gene Ontology annotation, molecular function: GTPase activity; GTP binding. The coding region runs from base 516 to 1526 and encodes 336 amino acids. Gene Ontology annotation, cellular component: endomembrane system. Lineage: Eukaryota; Viridiplantae; Streptophyta; Magnoliopsida; Cucurbitales; Cucurbitaceae.
UGUCCCCGAUGAAGCGUCGUUUUGUAAACGGACGAACACUCAAUACCUUCGUCGGUUUCAUUUCCUCUCUCUCCUUGCGCGCGCGCGGUGCUUAACGCUCUUCGUCUUCUCAACCUUCUCAAAUCUCACUCCACUCUCAACAUUUCUUCUCUUUCAGAUCUCUCACUCAACAAAAUCUCACUUCCAACGCCAUCCUCUAGAUCCUUAAUCCUCGCUUCAUUUUUAUUCCUCUCAAAAUUUUCAAACCCUUGUUUCUUGUAUGAUUCAGCAACUAGAUCUCUGCUUUCGGGCCUCUUGAAGAAGCUAUCUACUCUGUUUGACAGAUGUUUGGACAUGGUUUUUCCUAUUUCAGCUUUGAUCUGCAUUUAGUUCUCAUGUAAUAUGGAUUUCAGAUUGAACUCGGAGGUGCAUAUGCUCAGAAAUUGUUCUUCGCGGAGGUUGUGUCAGUUUGACGGCACUUAAUUAUUGAAUUCUUCUUCGGAGGUGAAUACGGUUUAGAAGGUCUGGAAGAAAACAUGUUCUGGAAGGACCGCGAUAGGGAUAACAAAGAACUCAAUGGCGGUCCUCUCUGUGGGCAGGUUCGAGUGCUUGUGGUUGGUGAUUCAGGUGUGGGGAAAACUUCUCUUGUUCAUCUAAUUGUAAACGGUUCUUCUAUUUCUUGCUCUUCUCAAACAAUUGGCUGUACAGUUGGAGUUAAGCAUAUCACUUAUGGAAAUGCUGGUAGCUCUUCAAGUAGCAUAAAAGGUGAUGCCGAGAGAGAUUUCUUUGUUGAACUUUGGGAUGUGUCAGGACACGAGCGCUACAAAGACUGUCGCUCCCUUUUCUAUUCUCAGAUUAAUGGUGUCAUUUUUGUUCAUGAUCUUUCCCAGAGAAGAACAAAAUCAAGCCUACAGAAGUGGGCAGUAGAGAUUGCAACAGUUGGGACAUUUUCGGCUCCCUUAGGAUCUGGAGGCCCUGGUGGCCUUCCUGUUCCUUUUAUUGUUAUUGGUAACAAAGCGGAUAUUGCUGCUAAAGAGGGUACAAGAGGAAGUAGUGGCAAUCUAGUUGAUGCUGCUCGCCAGUGGGUUGAGAAGCAGGGUCUACUUCCCUUCAGUGAGGAAAUUCCAUUAACUGAAAGUUUCCCUGGCGGUGGAGGACUUAUUGCUGCUGCCAAAGAGGCAAGAUAUGACAAGGAAGCUGUGACCAAAUUUUUCCGCAUGCUCAUCCGGAGAAGAUAUUUCUCAGAUAGUUUACCAGAAGCAAACACUUGGUCCAUGUCUUCAGUUCCAAAAUCUGUACAGCGUCUAGAUGAUGGUAUCAGUGAUGAAGACCAGUCCUACAGCCGUGCUAGUUUAACCAAUGAAACGUACAAGUACAACACACUUCCUCCGCUCCCAGCACAGCGCAAUCUUACUCCACCGCCAACACUUUAUCCCCAGCAGCCAUUUUCGGCUUCUGAAAACUACAACCUUCCAAAAUUUGCUCUUUCAACAUCCCAGGAGAUAAACAAUUCUACCAGAUCAAAGCGCUCUGAUAUUAACGUAUGAUCGGUCAAAUGACGAGGUUGGACAUUAGCAGUGGCUGUGGCAUGCUAUAAAUAUACCUUUAUGAGUUGUCUGCACUUUGGUUGAUAUAAAAUUAGUUCAUUAAUUCUUUCAUGGUUUCAGGGUUCCGUCUCUGUAACUGGUGCUUUGAUUCAUUGUAUGUUUAAUGAUAUGCUAUAAAACAACUACGGCCCAUUCUUCCCGACCAACUGUUUGUUUCCUUGCAUCACAAAAUUGCUUUUUAUUAUGGUUUAGACACACGGGUAUGUAUAGGAUAAAUGCAUUUGUUUUGAAGGUUCAGAUACAUUUUUAUUCGGUGCUCAA